Neurospora tetrasperma FGSC 2508 is the source of this 827-nucleotide messenger RNA. RefSeq lists its product as uncharacterized. The transcript is spliced from 2 exons. Lineage: Eukaryota; Fungi; Ascomycota; Sordariomycetes; Sordariales; Sordariaceae. The record is from RefSeq and is a predicted model, not a curated record. The coding region runs from base 48 to 827 and encodes 259 amino acids.
CAACCACUCAGUCUAUUAGAACUCUUAACCAACACUGAACCAUCACAAUGAAGUGGCAGACACUCGUCUUUAACCUCCUCAGCUCUAUCACCCUCGCGACUCCAGUAUACGUGGAGCCCUCAGCUCCCUCUCCUGUUUACACCCUUCGUAUUUCCGGGUACGUCAAAUUCCACAAUUCACACCUCGCACCUCACACCUCGCACCUCAUACCUCGCUCCCCCUUGGAAGUAUCUCUUGACCCCAACCUUAUUUUUACCUCAACUAACACUCCACCCUCCACCCCUUCCAGCGGCGGCCCAGACCUAGACGCCCACUAUCUCAGCGCCUCCGGCUCCGUCAUCGGGGUCUUCCCCGACACAGACAACAAUCCCAUCAAGUUCUACGCCGUACCCAACAAAGACACCGGGCUCGUCGAGCUGCACAACUGGGCCGGCAUUCCUUCCCCCGGCUCGCCUAACACCUCAAAGACCAAAGCGAUCGCUUUGGUGGGCAAUGCCCGCACGGGAUUGAUGGACCUGACAAGCGUGGAGGAUCCGGCGGUCAUCUGUGGUGACAGCAAUGGCCUCGACUGCGAGUGGACGAGCUUUACGCUUAACCAAGGCGCGCCGAUCGAGGGUAGGCCGGCCAACACUGUGACUUAUGCGGGGCCGGGCGGGUGGGUGGCGUUUAAGAGUUCGAAGGCGGAAAGGGGUGGGUGGGUUGUUAGGUGGAAGUAUCUUGCUGACGAUGAGAUGAAACGAGCAGCCCAGGCUACCACCACUCAGGACUUUGUGCCGGUUGAUCUUGUGUAUGAACCCAUCUUCACCAUUGCGGAUACGGCGGAGUAA